AUGCUCAACAGCACCAACACGCAGAGGACAAGAUCGGUUGAGGGCUUCUCACCGACUCGCUGCACCUUUAGGAUUUUCAACAAAGAUUUUCCAGGGAAGCUCGCGAACCUGAAGAAGGUGUCCCAGGACAGAGCCGCUUGCGACGUCAAGGAAGAUGGAGCGCUGGAAGAGGACAGCGAGGCAGGCCGGGCGGCCCCGCCGGUGGCGUGCGGCAGGGGGGGGGGUGAAUCAGGGCGUCACCAGUCGGAGAACGGCUACUUCACAACACCAGGGUGGCACCCCACCACGCUCUACGCGCGUGGAAGGGUCUCUGAGGCGAGGCACGUGGAGCGCAUUUCUCCCCCCGAGUCCAGGCCUGCAAAGUCCAUCUGCUGGGGCUACGUUUAUCUUCCUCCAGCAUUUGCUGAGAAAUUAACCCUAUCUCGCCUGAAACACAAAGAUAGAGCAAACCCACGGACCCCUAAAACGAGCCAGACCCUCAGCUCCGCGGCGACACCCGAGGACCGCAGCUGGGGAGAGGUGCUCGGUGAAGGCGCCGCGCAGGGCCAGUGGCUUUUCCCUGAGCCGGAGCUGCAGGAGGAAUUCUCGGCAGGGUUUGGGAGGGAAGAGUGUGACUCCCAUGGGCUGAGCCCCUUAGGUCUUCAGGGAUGGCCAGAGAGCCCUGGAAUAAAGGAUGAGUUCUCCUUCAUGGAUAUUAAAUUGGAAAUCCCCUCCUCUGAUGAGGAGGGCAAGAGCACAGAGAGGCGGAAUAUCUGCAGUUUGCCGGAGGUGCUGCCACCCGCGAAGGGCACGUGCAGCAGUGAAGUGGAAGGUCUUUGCUCUUUAAUGGUGCCAGAUCUGCAAAUGCCGGAGCUUGAGGAGAGUUUGGGGACUGGGAGAGGGGGAAGCGCGGAGAGCGAGGAGUGGUGGCCCUGCGUACAGCCGAGUGUGCUGAUGCUCGAGAAGAGCACGGAAAGCCCCCCGGAUGGCGGCACAGUGAGGUCGCCGAAAAGUGAGCGCCAUGGAAAAGGGAAAAGAGCUGGCAAGGGAAAGGCAAAGAGAUCCUGCCCGUGUGAACUGAAACCACUGGAAAGAGUAGAGGCCACAGGGAACAGGGGAGGGUGUCCCUUGACAGGAUCGCGGGAGACGGGGGCUCCAGAGAAAAAGAAGAGGAGAAGCGUAGGCAGGAAUGGCAAGGCGUCCUUGGCAAAACCAAAGCUCCAAAGCCCACAAGAGGCAGGUAGCUCUUCCGUGGCGGAACCGCCCGCGCCCGAGAGAGGAGCAGCAGGACUGAGCGGGGGCUGCUUCCCGCUGCCAAGUCUGAGCAGCCAGGAGCAGCCAAGAAACCGAGGGAAGAGGCGGAAGCGAGCCGGGAUAGAGCAGCAGCGGAGCGCAGACCUCCAGCAAGGAGCAGCAAAGGAAAAGUGGAAAGAUUCAUGUUCACAGGCUGUGAAGGAGCUCAAGACAAAUUUAAAUAGAUCAGAAGAUUCCACGGAGAAGAAACCUUAUUCCUCUGAAUCUCCUGACAUCGCGACAUUGGAUGGAACUCAAAGCAAUGGAUAUCUCUGCCAUUCUUUGGCAAAAAAAUCUAGGGUACAGUGUAAAAAGAGAAAAAAAGGAAUUGAUCAAAUAAAGCGUUCACAAAACUUUAGUGUAAGUACACCUGAAAAAGCAAAAAAUGCAUCAGCAAAGUAUGAGGCAGAACAUUAUGGAAAGGCCCUAACCCAUUGUAACUGCUUGCCAUUUGUAACAGAAAAGAAUCCAGUUGUGAGACUAGAGGCCUGCAGUUACAUAAACACACUCGUGAAGUCUUCAGUUAACGGAACUGCCAGCAGCUUUAAAAUCAGUGGAUUCUUCCAUGUAGCCCAAGGUGAGAGGAAGGCUGUUUGUCCUGGCAGUGCUGUAGAGCAGAGGGCUAUAAACAGCAGCACUAAUGGAAUGCAUAAUGAGAGAUCCCCCCUAAAAGGAGGUGUCUUGUUUAGUAAAGAAGAAAAGCAUCAACAUAGAGAAGGGUAUUUUUCAUGCCUUAAGAGUGAAAACAGUAGGUGUUCAAGGAAAAGAAAGUGGAAUACUAGUAGACGGCCUAGAAAAAAGUUGCAGGUAGCCAUCUGCAGCAGUCCAGAAAAAACAGCAGUCCAGAAUGUUCCCCCGAACACGACUAGCAAAGGCAAAGAGUGUGAGUUACAAGCAGAAGAUCCAGUUACCACAUCAGAGUCCUCGGUGGUCUUUGGCCUAAAUCACAAAGAAAUGCCUCUGUCAGCUUCAUAUGAUCUUACAUCAAAUCAUAAUGUUGGAAAAAAUACUCGCGAUACACGAAAUAGGUCACUCAGUAGAAAAAACAGUAUCAAAUCUCUUGCACUUGAAGAUUGCUUUAAGGAGGUAUCUGAGCUCUCCAUAGUUGCAAAAAGAGAAAAUUCAAACAGGGUGGCACCACAAGGUUAUUCUGCUAACUCGAGUGGCAUGGGAGUGUUAACUCAGGUCUGUGAUGUUUCUAAUUGUCAGAAAUAUGUGCCAGUUGAAAAUUUGAAUAAAACUAGUAAGAAAUCGAAACGCUCUACCAGUCAAAGAACAAUACCAAUGACUGGUAAAAAUGUUUGGCUUCUGGAAUCAUGUGCAAGGACUUCUGAAUGGUUUUAUAAAGAUGACAGGUCCAAAUCAAAACAAGAAAAGCUUCUAAGUUCUGACUUCGAGAAAGCCUUUGUUAAAAGCAGUAUUGAAGCUGUAGAAGAGAAUUCUCUGACCAGCAGUUUGAGACAGCUGGAUCUACAUAUAUCACCAGCAGAAAUUAAACAAUCUGCACAUAAAAUAAUGGAUCUGAAUACUGAAUGCCUGACUUCACUUGAAACUCCAGAAUCUUCUUCUGUGGAUAGUUAUGGGACUUUGAGAAUAAGCAGCAAUGAAAAUCUGGAAUUGCCUGUUAACACAGGUAGAAGUUCAAUGGCUUCUAACCUUGGUGAUAUGCAAGAAGUUAAAGCAACCUUGAACGCUACAACAAAACAAAAAGAUAAAGGAGCUGUAAGAAAGAGAAACCCCUCCAAGACAGCCCAGAAUGGUGCAGCUACAGGUAACAACAGUAGAAAAAACUUCAGCCAUAAAGCAUCAGUUGCGAAGCAAACACUUUCUGAUUUAAAAGUAAUAAAAGUGUUAAACACCGGAAACUUGUCGAAUUUCAAAAUUCCUUUACGCAAAAACAAACCUGAAUCCAGGAAGUUGGAAGCUGUGCUUUCCUUUGAAAGUCCACUAGAACAGCCUCUUUCUGCAGUGAAUGUUACUUCAGCUACAGAUUCUAUGAAGAAAAAAGCUGAUGAUGCCUCUGAAGAUCUUUCACAUGAGAUCUCCACGCUCCCAGAACAUGUUUCUUUCUAUCCACAUGCUGUUGUUGAGAGACAGCUGGCAUCAUCUGGUUCUGACUCUCAGACUAGUGACUGUGUACCAAAAUCUAAUCUUCCUGAUGAUUCUUCCAAUGCAGUUGACCACUCUGUUGCAUUAGAAAUACAUGAUGAUAGCAAAUCAAAAGGGAAUCUCUCGCAGCACAAAAGUGAAAGCUUUCCAGAUGUUCUUGAAGCUUACAAAGAAGAUAUCCUUGUGAUUGAUGUGAUCCAGGAUGAUCCUGAGCUUUUUGGAGCCAGUGAUGAUGAGGCCCCUUCACUCACAGACUCUGAAAAUUGUCCUGCAAAGACAUCCUGUAGUGGCACCUUGAUUACAGAAGAAAAGCCAGAAUUUAAGCCUCAGUAUCCUGUCAUUUCAGAAAAUAAAGAUUCACGAGGUCAUUGCUGCUUGUCUCAGUGGCUUCCUACAACUAAGGCUGAGCAUUUUGAUGACAUCAACCCUCUUCAUCUUUCAGCUCAUGAAAUUAAAACCUACAUUUCAUCGAGCGCAAGUAGUCCUUUGGGAGGUGUUACUGAGGACUCUUUUGAAGAUGGACAACUCAGUGAACUAGAUGAAUUUUUAAAGGGUUCUGACAUGGAUGAAGAGGCUUCCCAUUCAAUCCAUCAGCUCCUGGAGAUGAUUGAAUUGCCUCGUAAAUAUUGCAGACUUUAUUUCAUGACUUUGCGUGGCUGUGAAAGAGCAAAAUGUUGGUUUUGGCAUGUUCCUGAUCAAGGGGAUGAAAAGAUAUGCAUGGCAGUACUUCGGACAUACAUUACAAGUAAUGAAUUAGGCCUGCUACAGCGUGCAACACAAAUAUUUGUAAACUAUUACAGAGAAGCUAUGCCUGGUGUGGAUUUUGCUUCACAAGUCCUGAAUGAUCUUCUCAUUUCUUUACUCAAGAACUGUUUGUUUCAAGAAGUAUUUCAGAUACUGAAUGUUACUCUACUGAUUAAUAUGCUGCCUGCUGUUGAUGUUCUUCUGAAAAUUUUUGAAUAUAUGGCAUCUUUGAAUGUAAAAGAUGCUGUGCCUGCGUUAAUCAGUAUGUUUUGUAAGCUUGUUGAUGCUGGUAUGUUUCUUGAGUUUGAACAUUUCAACUUCAUCAUUAAGUUCCUUCACCAAUUGCAAGUUUCCAGGCAGGAAAUAAAUACUAUUCUGAACAUAAAAUCCAGAUUUCAGGAAAAACACUUUAAAAAGAACUGGCGUUUUGACUUCAGUUUGGCAAUGACUGAAAUUCAGCAUUGCAAGGAAAAAAGCGAUUGGACCAAGUUGGGAAAUUUGUAUGUCAGUUUGAGAACUGGGCAUGAACGUUUUGGUGAUCUUAAGAAACUGUCAUUAUUUAUUGCUGAAAUACUAAGCAGAGAUUCUGAGGAAGAAGGACCAGGAGUUCCUUUUUGUGAUUUUGCUGAUGCAGUAAUAAAAAAUUCACAAAGUAAUGAAGCAGACAGAAUUUUCAUUGGAAGAGCUGGGAUAAGUGUAAUGUAUUCUUAUCACAAAGUACUGCAGUGGAUAAAGGGAAGGAAGGUUUUGGAUAAAUUGCACGAGCUAAAGAUAUACUUCACGGUCUUGAAAGGACUUAUUGGACCAGAAAAGUCAGCAUCAAGAUGUCAAAUUGUUAAUACUGCUGCAGAAUUUUUUCUUAAAACCGGAAGUUUAGAUGGUGCAACAUGGGUUUUGAGAGAGUCAGAGUGGAUCACAAAUGCACCAGUGUGGCCCUGUGACAAAAUGGACAUCCUCAAUCGACACAAUCUCUUACGCUCGCUGGUGCACCAGUACUUGAGUAAGAGCUUAUACAGGCAGGCAUUUGAGGUUCUGCAGAACUUACCAGGCUUCCAAAAUUGUUCUGAUACUGUAGAUAUUCCCUGGUAUAGUCGCCUUUUUAACAAACUGAUAAAUGCCUGCUUUGAGAGCAAGAACCUGGGGAUCUCAUCUUCUGCAAUAGACUUCAUGCUUUCAAAAAAUAUACCUAUCGAUUUUUUUCUGCUUAGAGGAUUAAUCACAAGUUUGGGAAGAAGUUGUUUGUGGAGUAAAGCUAGGACCUAUUACAAGAGUGCUUUAUCGUUGGGUUGCUACCCACUGCUGCAGGGAAAUACAUAUCACAAACUUCUGCCAAUUCCUUCUUACCUGUCUGAAGUAGAGAUGCUGCUGGCCAUUGAAAUAUUCCUUGUUUCAAAUGCUAGCGGUGUUCAAAGUCCAGGUGCUACCAGUCAGGCUCUUCAAAUCAUACUGAAAAGAUGUGAAGAUCCAAAAGGGCAGAAUAAAGAUGACUAUCAAACAGCAGUGGAGAGACUGAUCCUAGCUGCUCGUUUAUCAGAUCCAAAGCUUUUUCUUAAGUAUAUGACAAUGAAUGUUAAUAUGGAAGAAGUUUACAGCUUAGAUCUUACAUCUGCCCUGAAAUGGCUGCAGGAGAAUAUGAAAUGGGCUGGAAGGGUCUGGCUGUUUCAGUAG
This is a messenger RNA of Tinamus guttatus (white-throated tinamou), 5793 nucleotides long. NCBI's taxonomy places the organism in Eukaryota, Metazoa, Chordata, Aves, Tinamiformes, Tinamidae. The record is from RefSeq and is a predicted model, not a curated record.